Messenger RNA from Equus quagga, 972 nucleotides. Its product is annotated as nectin-3-like. Lineage: Eukaryota; Metazoa; Chordata; Mammalia; Perissodactyla; Equidae. The transcript has 4 exons. Gene Ontology annotation, biological process: negative regulation of macrophage activation; regulation of immune response. The record is from RefSeq and is a predicted model, not a curated record. Bases 1 to 972 code for a protein of 323 amino acids. Gene Ontology annotation, molecular function: cell-cell adhesion mediator activity.
AUGCUGUGCCAUGCAGGUCUGUCAGAUGUGACCCUCCUCUUCCUUACAGAACCCUGGGCCAUUCCCCGGCACACAGGCCAAAUUGCCGGAAAUAACCAGCCUGCUCAGUGCCAGAAGAUGGACUACACUGGGCCCUUGCCUCUUUCUGAUGGCUGCCAGUAUGGUCUCACUUGUGUGGACACGUCUACAGGACUGCUGCAGGCUUACCCCAGCAGGAGGACCACACAGAAGACCACAAAAAGAGGCCUGGAACACCUCUCUUCUGUGUAUGGUGUUCCCAUGGACAUCAACAGUGACCAAGAUUCGCCACAUAGGAUAAAGCACAAAAAUAAUGAGACAGCUGUAUUGGGAGAAAAUGUGACGAUUUUCUGCAAUUUAACAACUCCAGCAGAUGUUGUGCAAAUUACCUGGCAGAAGAUCCAAGAUUCUUUGCCACAAAAUAUUGGCAAAUAUAGCAGUAGAUAUGGAGAAAAGAUUCUUCCACCAUAUAUAAAUCGGCUGCACUGCAAGGCCAUUGAACCCAAUUCCUCAUUCAUAACUAUUCGUGAAGUGACAUUUGAAGAUGAAGCCUGCUACAAAUGUCUAUUUAAUGUGUUCCCACAUGGCAGCCAUGGAGGACAAACCUGCCUUAACAUUAUAACUGUAUCUGAAGUAAGAACUGAACUCCAACCCAAUCUUGACUGUGAAAAUUUUCUUCGAUUUAUUUAUUCAGCUGUGGGAAAAACUGCUCCUCAAAUAUCUCUUUCCCCGUCACAAGUCUUGAUUAAUCCGCCAGAGGAAUACCUUGCUCAGAACCCAAAUGGCACGGCGACUAUCUCUAAAACGUGCAACAUCUCCUUAGAGACUGUGAGGUCCCUGAGACUCCAUCACCUGAUUGUGCACAUGGACCAUCCUCUAAGGAAGGAAGAGAAGAUUGUUCCUCUGUCAGUCAAACGAGAAUGCUUUCUUCACAGUCUAGUGAGCCCUGACUAA